AUGCACACUUUUCAGUAUGCAGGCCUUGUGAUCCUCACGUCGCCUAUCCCGAUCAUCCAAUCAAUCGGCCCUAUGGUCACCACCAAAGUCACGGUGGGGAGGACUCGGGUAAUGCCCUUGAUCGUAGUAACGAUCUUGGUGGGCGUCCUAGGGUGCUCGGUGAAAGUCCGGAGCACGCUGGUAGUCGCAAUAGUAAUCAUCGCAAUCUCGUGGCUGAUGCUCUACUCGCCGAUUGAGCUCCUCUCAUCAGGAAGGGUCAGCUCUAUAACUCGAAAGGUCUCUCCUAUCGUGUCCCUAGUCACGUCCAUGGGGUCGAUAGUCCUCAUAGUAGGGUCGAGGUGGUGGUGGUGGUGGGUGUGGGAGAUCAUCCUUAUGAGCAGGUGAUGUGACUCAAUUGUUGUAUAUUAAAUCAUGCAAAUAUUAAAUUUAUAAAACGAGAAAAUAUGAAUUUUUGAAUAUUUAGAAGUAUUUCUAAAUAAAUAUAUCAAUUAUAAUUCAAUAAAACUUUCAAAAAUAGUAGUAAUUUUCUAGGUCGAUCACAGAGAUGUAAUAUAAUAUCUGGUAAUUAUUCAGAAUUAUUCUCAAUGAAUAUGAUUUUCUAUGAAUUUUAUACUAAGAAAAAAAAGGAAAUAUAUUUAAAAUUCACGAAAAAAGGGAAAUAAAGGUGUAGACAUCAAGACAAUGUUAGCGCCUGGCAGACACAAAUCAGGUGAAAUAAGAGUUCCACCCGACGAUUCUUGCAUAAGCGAUUACAAAUGAUUUAAUUAAUCAAAAUAAGAUCUAUAAAAGCCAAAAGAAUCGUAAUUGAACAAAGAUAUUUUGGUAACUUAAAAAUUUAAAAAUUAUCACUAAAUGAAGUAAAUUGAAAGCAGCAAAAUAGAGUUCUGGUGUCGCAACAGCGAUGCGUCGGCGAUGCACCGAAAUCUUGAGCGUUCGGGAGGAUUGUCGUGCAGUGUCCACGGCCUCGAAGGCUCUCCUUGAACAAAGACAACGUGGGCAAUCUCUAGAUCUUCUCAUGAAGUCUAGAGAUCAAUGAAGUGCGUCGUCGAAUCGUCUCCGGUGGCUGUCACCCGGCGGAGCGGAAAAAUUGUGACUUUGCGGCUCUCUGGUGGCUGUCGCCCGAUGGAGAGGAGCUGGAUGAAGGUGGGGCACGUGUCAGGGAGUUUCAUCCUCAGGUCUACGCAGCAAGAGGAGGCUCUUCAUCACAUCUGGUAUGCUCUCAGGAGGUGGCAACUCGUCUCCCGACGGAUCAUCCUCUUCCUGACGACAGCUUGUUCAUCGAUCAAUCGGAGAUGAUUUACUCGAUAGAUUGCGAUCCUUUUAUCGCGAAUCAUUCAACAAUUUUAGUAGCAAUGCUCCGCGAAUCACGUUGACGAGAUUUUCGCCGAUGAUCCAGUGAUUCUUGUUGCUUAAUCCUUCACCAGUGAUCUACAAGAAAGUCGUGAUAAUAAGAUAAAAAUAUAUGAAUUUUGACUCUAGGAGGAUUUGAACCCUCACUGGUCGCCCGCUUCUGAGGAAGGUUUGACGCGGGUUUAGUCCCACAUUGGUUGUGCGUCGAUUUUUUGAGCGAAUAUAUAGUAAUGUUAGCUUUAUAAGCAAAGUCACUACUCUUGCAUGUACGACCACUUCUUGCCCCACAGCCGACUGGUCACUGGUGAUGUGGAAGGGGAGUGGCACACAUGUGCUCCUAUCGGUCCAAGCCAAGCCCCUCGAGCUAAGCUAGUAGGGGCACCCCUAUUGGUCCAAGCCAAGCCGCUCGAGCCCCUACUCGCGGCUACCUCCCGACUGUGCUUCUGACCUGCUUUCGACCCACUUGCGGGCCCGGCUGGCUAGUAGGUCCCCUUAUUUUGCAAUAUUUUUAUUUCUUAUUCUUCAUUUAUCUCAAAAGUAAGACUAUAAAAAUCAUACAAAAUCACAUAAUUAUCCAAAAAUUCACGUUAAUCAAUUGAACACCACAAAUCAUACUUUAACACAAAUAUAAGUCUAUUUAUCAUGAGUUAAGGUUAAAACUAUAUUAUUUACUAAUUAUUAACUCAUGAUAAUGAAAACUUAUCACACCCCCCAACUUAAAUCAUUGAUAGUCCCUUAGCAAUGGAAUUACGAAAAAAAAAAUAUACAAAUCUCAAACAUCAUAUUUCAAUACAAAAAAAAAAAUACAAUUAGAAAUGAUGCACCUUUAAAUACUUUGGAUUCUUAUAUCAAGUAUUUAAGAAUGAUGCCAAGCACUUAAAUGUUUAAACACUCCUUGGAAUAACAAUCUAGACUUCACUUCUUCUAUUCACAUCUUUAUCACUUCUUCACUAUAGAUGUAUUUACAAGAUGUUCCAAUUAUCAAUACUCAUCCAAGAAUAAUAUUGAUCUUACAUUUCCCUUUUUCUAUGACUUAAUUUUUGAAGUUUGCACUAUAUUUCUUCCUUCUUUUUUUUUUUAUAUAUAUAUAGUGGAUAAGUAGCUUUUUCUGUAGAUAAAUUUCAACAAUAAGAAUGAUGUCUCACACUCUCCGUGUGUACUCUUCAUUUUCAGGGCUUUCACUUUAUCCACUUACUUUUCAACAAGUGUUUUUCUAUGCACGAUUUUCGACAAUGAGAAUUAUGUCUCACACCCUCUAUGUGUACUCUUCAUUUCUAGAUUUUUUACAUUUCUCUCUCUUUUCUUUUCAAAAUAAGUGAUUUCUCCUCACUAGUCUUAUAGAUCAAGGUGCAAAAAUCUCCAUUAAACUCAAAUGAUCAAUCAAAUUUUCACAUCAAGUAAAUACUAUCCAUCAAGAUCAUGAAGUGAAAAUAUAUAAAAUCAAAUCUAUAUUAUCUAUCAUGUAUCCAAGGAGUAUUUCAACAUUUCAUGCUACUAGAUCAUUCUUUUGACUAAAUAAUAAUCUUCCUAGUAUCUUUUGGUAUCAAUCAAUCUAAUUGAUUUAAUUCUUCAUGCAUGCAAUAUAAUGUAAGGAAUUUGUAAAUUAGAUAGUUCUGACAAUUCUAUUUUCUAUUUUCAAUUCUAUUUUUAGCAGUAAUAAAUUUGUCAAAAAUAAAUCAAAACUAUCUUCUUUAUAGCUGUAAUUUCGAAUUUUAGUAAUAUAUAUCUAGGGGAUUGAAAUGUGAGAAAAGGUCUUCUAGAAUUUCUAAUUUCAGGCUGCUUUUGUCUGCUAUUUUUGACAGUCUGUUGUCUCUGACAAAAAACCAGAAAAUAGAUGUUGUAGUUUUUCUGAAUUUUAUUUUAUUUUUAUUUUUUUAGUUGCUGUUCUAAGUUGAAUAAAAUGUAAACACAUGUUCUUAAUCAUCUUACAGCAUAAAUUAAUAAUGAAUACUUCACCCUCCAACUUAAAAAUGACAUUGUCCUCAAUGACACAGAAAAAUCGAAACAGAAUAUGUAGAAAAUAUAAUUUUCAAGUGAAGCAUGCAUAUCUACAAAGUUAAGCAUUAAAAAUAUUUUCAUAAAUGAUGAAGCUCAGAAAGACAUCACCUCAACCUCGUUUUUAAUUUUUCACUUCAUCUUAAACUCCUCCUCCUACACUUUUUCAAAAAAAAACAAAUAUAGAAACAAGUACUACGAAAUUCUAAGGAAAACAUAAUUUAAAAAAAUCAAACAAAAUGAAAUAAAAACCAUAGGUUGUCUCUCAUGCAGCGCUGAAUUUAAUGUCUCUAGCUAGACUCUUUGAUCUUUCUCUUGAAUUUCUUUUAAUAAUAAAAUUUCUAUUUCUACAAGGCAUUCAUGUUCUAUGUAAUGUUUAAGCCGCUGUCCAUUUACCUUAAAGUUAUGAUCACUUUUAAGAUCUUUAAUCAUUACAGCCCCAUGAUCAUAUGUCUCUUCCACCACAUAAGGCCCUUUCCAUUUUGAUUUUAAUUUUCCUGGGAAUAAUUUCAGCCUAGAAUCAUAUAACCACACUUUUUCUCCAACAUCAAAUUUUUUCUACUAAUAUAUUUAUCAUGAAAAGUUUUAGUUUUUUCUUUAUAUAUUCUAUGAUUUUCAUAAGCUUCAUUCCUCAACUCCUCUAGUUCAUGUAGCUGAAAAAUUCUAUGCCCACCAGCUGAUUUUUCAUCCCUACAUAAAUUUUUUAUAGCCCAUAAUACUUUAUGCUCUAUUUCCACAGAAAGAUGACAUGGCUUUCCAAAAAUGAGACGAAAUGGGGAUAUACCUAUGAGAUUUUUAUAAGCUAUUCUAUAAGCCCAUAAUGCAUCUUGUAAUUUCAUGGGCUAAUCUUUCCUAUCUGGUCUAACUAUUUUUCUCAAAAUUCUCUGAAUUUCCCUAUUUGCUACUUCAGCUUGCCCAUUUGUUUGGGGAUGAUAUGGAGUGGCUACUCUAUGGUGUACUCCAUUCUUUUUCAAUAGUUCUCUAAAAUGUUUAUUUGUAAAAUGUGUUCCUCCAUCACUAAUAAUCACUCUAAGACAUCUAAAUCUCGAAAAAAUAUUUUAUUGCACAAAUUUCAUCACGAUUUUAUGAUCAUUAGUUCUAGUAGGAAUAGCUUCCACCCACUUCGACACAUAAUCAACAGCAAGUAAAAUAUAUUCAUAUUUUUCAGCUGAUGGGAAGGGACCCAUGAAAUCUAUUCCCCAUGCAUCAAAAAUUUCGGCUACUAACAUAUUACUCAUGGGCAUUUCAUAUUUUUUACUCAUGUUACCUAUAGAUUGGCAUGAAAUACAUGUUCUACUAAAUUCUAUAGAAUCUCUAAUGAUUGUAGGCCAAUAAAAACCACACUGAAAAAAUUUUACAGCUGUUUUUCGUCCAGAGAAAUGUCCUCCACAGUUAGAUGAAUGGCACAUGUUAAUAAUGCUAUGAUAUUCUUCUUCAAGAACACAUCUUCUUAAAAUUUGAUCAUUGCCCAAGUAAUAUAAAUCAAGAUCAUGCCAAAAAUAAUUUCUAAUCUUAGAAAGGAAAUGAUGUUUUCUGUUCUUAUCCCACUAUUCUAGAGUUUUUCCAGAAACCAGAAAAUUAACAAUAUGUGCAUACCAUGGUGAUGGUUGAUGUUGAGCUGCCAUCAAUUGUUCAUCUGGAAAUGCGUCUUGUAAAGGUGCUGCAUUUAUUCCUGUAUCACUUAAUCUAGAAAGAUAGUUAGCAACAAUAUUCUCAAAACCUUUUUUAUCUUUUAUUUCUAAGUCAAAUUCCUACAACAAUAAAAUCCAUCUUAAUAAACGUGGCUUUGCAUCUUUCUUAUUUAACAUAUAUUUUAAUGCUGCAUAAUCAGUAUAAAUAAUAAUUUUAGCUCCCAAAAUAUAUGAUCUAAACUUUUCUAACGAAAAUACUACAGCUAACAACUCUUUUUCAGUUGUGGUAUAAUUUAAUUGAGCAUCGGAUAUAGUCUUACUAGCAUAUGAAAUUACUAUGGGUUUUGACUCUUUUAUUUGUCUUAGAACGGCCUCCAUUGCAUAAUUCGAUGCAUCACAUAUUAUUUCAAAGGGAAGGGAUCAAUUACAAGCUUGUAAAAUGAGUGCCUCAGUAAGUAAUCUUUUUAUUUCGGAAAAAGACUCAAAACAUUUCUCAUCAAAAUUAAAAGGUACAUCUUUAGAUAAUAGCAUGGUGAGAGGUUUAGAAAUUUUCAAAAAAUCUUGAAUAAAUUUUCUGUAAUAACCUACAUGACCUAAGAAAGAUAUAAUCUGUUUUACUGAAUUUGGAGGUUUUAUUUUAGAUAUAAUAUCAAUUUUUGCUCUAUCUACCUCUAAACCCCUUUCACUCACAAUAUGACCCAACACAACUCCCUCUUUAACCAUAAAAUGUGAUUUCUCCCUACUCAAAACUAACUUUUUCUCUAUGUAUUUCUCAAGUACAUGCUGUAAAUGAUUUAAACAUUCAUCAAAUGAUUCACCAAAAAUAGAAAAAUCGUCUAGAAAAAUUUCCAUGCAUUUUUCAAUCAUAUCAGAAAAAAUAGACAGCAUACAUCUUUGAAAUGUGGUUGGAGCAUUACACAGACCAAAAGGCAUUUGUUUAAAAUCAAAAGUACCAAAUGGACAAGUGAAAGUUGUUUUUUCUUGAUGCAAAGGGUUUAUAUAAAUUUAAUUAUAACCAGAGUAUCCAUCCAGAAAACAAAAAAAGUUUUUUCCAACUAAUUUUUCUAGAAUUUGAUCAGUAAAUGGUAGGGGAAAAUGAUCUUUUCUAGUAACUGAAUUUAAUUUUCUAUAAUCAAUGCAAAUCCUCCAACUAGUAGUUAAUCUUGUUUGUAUUUCAUCCCCAUUUUUAUUUUUUAUAAUCAUGAUCCCUGAUUUUUUUGGCACUACUUGUGUAGGACUAACCCAUUUGCUAUCUGAAAUAGGAUAAAUAAUAUCAGCAGCUAGCCACUUUAAAAUUUAUUUUUUUAUAAUUUCCAUCAUGUUAGGAUUUAAUCUUCGUUGUGGUUCCCUACUAGUUCUAGCCCCCUCCUCUAGAUAUAUACUAUGCAUGAAUACACUCAUAGAUCGUCCAUUUUCCAGCCCAUAACCUUCUUAUUUUUUCUAAGUACAUCUAAUAAUUCUUCUUCCUAUUCAUCACUCAAAUCAGCUGCAAUAAUAAUAAGAAAUGAAUUAUUUUCCUCCAAAAACAUAUAUUUUAAACUAGAGGGAAGAGGUUUCAACUCUAAAUUUAGAUGAUCUUCCUCUUUCUUUCCUCUCAAAUUUAUAUUCUCUAUUUCCUCUAAUUCUUCUAACACACAAUCAUCAAUAACAUCUGGAUCAUCAAAAUCAUCUAGAAGAUCUAUGGUAUGACAAUCAUAUACUUGUGAUUUCUUAAGAUCAUUUAGUACCUCAAGAAUUUUAAUUUCUACUGAUUGAUCUUCACAUGAAAUUUUCACAAUACUUGUGGGAAAAUCAAUAUUCAUCUUUGCUAUAUGCAAAAAUGGUCUCCCUAUGAUGAUUGGUGUAUCAUAAAACUGUCUAUUAAAAUCCAUUUCCCGCACUACAAAAUCAGUUGGAAAUUUACACCCUUUAACUAUUACUAUCACAUUUUCUAAAAUACCUUUAGGAUGUUUUAUGAAUCUAUCAGCAAAUUAUAAGGUAAUAGUAGAAGGUUUAAGAUCAGAAAUAUUAAAUUUAUCACAAAUACUUGUAGGUAAUAAAUUAAUACUAGCAUCGAUGUCAAGUAAUACAUUCUGAAAAAUGGAACCACCAAUAUCACACAAAAUUAAAGGGUCACUUGUAUCUCUCAAUUUAUAUGGUAAUUGAUUUAAUAAUAAUGCACUAGCAUGCAUAGAUAAUUUUUCUACUCUAGGUGCCUUUUUUAGUGUACACAUUUCUUUCAAUACUCUAGCAUAUUCACAAAUAUGUUCAAUGGCAGUGAGUAAAGGAAGACUAAUUUGCACAUCUUGUAAAAAAAAAAUUAUUUCUUCAUUGUAUUCCUUUUUCUUUCUUUGUCUAGGCUCUAGAGCUUUAGGAAAUAGAAUGGUUGUCUUCUCUUUCGAAAUUUCCUUGGUAGAAUCUAUAAAAUCCUCUUCUACUCUUAUUUGAUUUUGUUUUAGGUUAUCCAUGUUUUCUUUUUCUUCUAAUAUUUGGGGAUAAGAAUCAGGUAAGAUCUUACCACUCUUUAAUGUAUUCACUGUCCUAAUAUUUUCAUUUCGUGAGUUUUUUCCUAGAUUCAUGCUACUAGACUCCCCUUGCUGAAAUCCUAUUGUUGGGUAGUUCCCUGGAUUUUUUAUGGGCUGACUAGGUAGCUGUCCCUCUUUUCUCUUAUUCCCAAGGGACUCUAUAAUUUGUUUCUAGUGCUGCAUCAUUGAUUCAUAAUUUGUUGCAUCAUUUGGCUCAUUUGCUGUAUUAUUUCCAUAGUAUCAGGUUGGGUUUCAGAGGGCUGAUUUUUCUGAAAUCUGUUUUCUUAUUUUGGACGAAAUUUAGAGUUUGAAUUGGGUCUAAGUGCUUCUGAAUUUUGAAUAUUAUUUGGGUCUCUCCAUGAAAAAUUAUUCCUCCAAUUAGGAUUAUAAGAAUUUGAAAAAGGUUCCCUAUUUCUAUUAAAACCGUGAGCUACUUGCACUUGUUCUUACAUAGGGUGAAAUGAUUGAUCUAAAUUAUAACAUUAAAAUUCAAAAUAAUCAUUUUCACCAUACAUAGGACAUGUACUAUUCAAAUUAAAUUGAGGGUUAAAAGGCUUUCUAAUAUUGUCAAUAAGUGAAUCAAUUUUUUCUAAUCUUUGAUUAAUCUGAUUAACCUCAUUUUUUAAGUUUAGAAUCAUCAUCAUGAUGUAAUUCAUAAAUUCUUCUCUUCUUAUCCCUAUCAUAUAAUUCAAAAGAGGCUUGAUCUCUAGAAUUUUCACUUAAAUUCUCAUAAAGACUGUAAAUCUCAUCAAGAGUUUUCUCCAUAAAAGCUCCUCCACAUAUAGAAUCAACCAUAUUUCUAUAUUGUUCUAAUAAUCCAUCAUAAAAAAUUAUAUUGAGCUGCCACUUGGGUAUAGCAUGAUGAAGACACUUUCUAAGUAAAUCUUUGAAUUUUUCCCAUGUCUCAUGCAAAGUUUCUCUUGGUCUUUGAGAAAAACUUCAUAUAUGUUUUCUCAUAUUUUGAGUUUUUCCUAAGGGAUAAAUUUUUCGAAGAAAGGCCUAUUCUAUAUGUUUCUAGUUAGUUAAUUCUCUAUCUAAUGUGGAUAGCCAAUGACUAGUUUUGUCCUUAAGUGUAUGAGGGAAUAAUUUCAUCUUAAUAAUUUCCAGUGUAACUUGAAAGAGAUUAACUAAAUCACAGACCAUAUGAAAUUUUUAUUUCGAAUUAGGGAGCAUUUGAAAAAUUCUUAGAUUUAUUUCGAAUUUAACAGUGGGUGCUAAUGGGACUCUAAUAUUAGAUGCUCUUUGAAAUAAAUCAGGGAUAUAAUGAUUUUUCAUGGCCAUAGGAUUGUUCUCAGUUUGACCUAUACUUCCUUCAAGAUCCAUCAAAAUUAAUUUUUCUUUUAGAUUUUUAUUUUUGAAUGAAAUAAUGAAAGGAUUUUCUAGCCUUAAAUGCAAGGAACUUCUACCAUGCAUAAAAUCAACAAAUUCUAGGGAAAAAGUUAGUAACUAUUACCCUCCUUCAAGAUUCUCCAGUUCUUGCCUUACUUCUUUUUGUUCCCUUUUUUUCAUAAAAAAUCAGCAAAAAGAAAAUAAAAUAAGAGUUAAUUUAUUUUUAUUUUUUUGUGUACUCUAAGAGAAAAACAAAAAAAUACUAAAUAUUAUGCAAUACAUCCCCAACAACGGUGCCAAAAUUUGACAUGACUCAGUCAUUGUAUAUUAAAUCACGUAAAUACAAAAUUUAUAAAACUAGAAAAUAUGAAUUUUCAGAUAUUUAAAAGUAUUUCUAAAUAAAUAUAUCAAUUAUAAUUCAAUAAAACUUUCAAAAAUAGCAGUAAUUUUCUAAGUCGAUCAUAGGGAUGUAAUAUAAUAUCUGGUAAUUAUUCAGAAUUUUUCUCAAUGAAUACGAUUUUCUAUGAAUUUCACACUAGGAAAUAAAAAGGAAAUAUAUUUAAAAUUCAUGAAAAUAGGGAAAUAAGGGUGCGGACGUCGGGAUGAUGUCAGCGCCUAGUGGAUACAAAUCGGGCGAAAACAGAGUUUCACCUAGUGAUUCUUGCGUAAGUGAUUAUUGAUGAUUUAAUUAAUCAAAUUAAGAUCUGUAAAAGUUGGAAGAAUCAUAAUUGAACAAAGUAUAUUUUGGUAACUUAAAAACACAAAAACUAUUACUAAAGAAGCGUAAAGUAAAUUGAAAGCAGGAAAAUAGAGUUCCGGCGUUGCAACGGCGAUGCAUCAGUGAUGCACCAGAAUCUUAAGCAUUUGGAAGGAUCGUCGUGCAGUGUCCAUAGCCUCAAAGGCUCUCCUUGGACAAAGACGACGUGGGCAAUCUCUAGAUCUUCUCGCGAAGUCUAGAGAUCAAUGAAGUGGGUCGUCGAAUCAUCUCCGGCGGCUAUCACCCGGCAGAGCAGAAAAAUGGCUACUUUGUGGCUCUCUAGUGAAUGUCACCCGACGGAGAGGAGUUGGAUGGAGAUGGGGCACGUGUCAGAGAGCUUCAUCCUUAGGUCUGCGCAGCAGGAGGAGGCUCUUCAUCGCAUCUGGUACGCUCUCAGGAGGUGGCGACUCGUCUCUCGGCGGAUUGUCUUGUUCCUGACGACGACUUUUUCGUCGAUCAAUUGGAGAUGAUUUACUCGAUGGAUUGCGAUCCUUUUAUCGUGAAUCAUUCAGCAGUUUUAGUAGCAAUGCUCCGCGAAUUGUGUUGACAAGAUUUUCACCGAUGAUCCAGCGAUUCUCGUCGCUUAAUCCUUCACUGACGAUCUACAAGAAAGUCGCAAUAAUCAGAUAAAAAUAUAUGAAUUUUGACUCUAGGAGGAUUCAAACCCUCGCCGGUCACCCGCCUCUGAGGAAGGUGUGACGCGGGUUUAGUCCCACAUCGGUUGUGUGCUGAUUUUUCGAGCGAAUAUAUAGUAAUGUUAGCUUUAUAAACAAAGUCAGUACUCUCGCGUGUACGACCACUCCUUGGUCCACAGUUGGCUGGCCACCGGUAACGUGGAAGGGGAGUGGCGCACACGUGCCCCUAUCGGUCCAAGCCAAGCCACUCGAGGCCCUGCUCAUGGCUACUCCCCAAUUGUGCUUCUGACCCGCUUGCGAGCCCGAUUGGCCAGCAAGUCCCCCUAUUUUCAAUAUUUUUAUUUCUUAUUCUUCUUUUAUCUCAAAAGUAAGACUGUAAAAAUCAUAUAAAAUCACAUAAUUACUCAAAAAUUCAUGUUAAUCAACUGAAAACUACAAAUCAUACUUUAACACAAAUAUAAGUCUAUUUAUCAUGAGUUAAGGCUAAAACUAUAUUAUUUACUAAUUAUUAACUCAUGAUAAUGAAGACUUAUCAGCAAGGUAGACCGACUCAUGGCGAUCAUAAGUAUCCUGUGGCCAACGAGCACCCAAUCGAUCGUGGCCAUCAUCGUGAUGAGGUGCGUCGUGACGACAAAGAUUCCCUCGAUGAUGAUCAUGAUCAAGGUACUGGUGAUCAUAUGGAUCACUAUAGGGGCUCACGGGCUGGCAAGGCUCGCGAUGCUCUUGAUAUGCUUAUGUAACAGAUGGUGUGGUCGGUGGUGCGACUGGAUAUGCGACCCGGCAAUGGAGCCAGUGGUGGUGGGCCAUGAGCUGUGGCUACAAAGGUAGCUUGCUCCAAAUGCUCAAUAGCCCGGGUCAUGCUACAAAUGACAUCAUUUAGGAGGGGACACGCUCCAUCCCUCGAAGGGUACUAGGGCGAAGGUUGCCAUUGGCCACCACUGUCAUGACCCCUAGUACUCUUCAAUGGAUAGUAAGGCGCAGAUUCCUUCCCAGCUUGACAGCUCGUAGCCGCGGGUUGUUGGGACCGUCUUGAUGCCUCUCUAGCCGACAUAGGGCUCGAAGUCUCUCGAGGUUGGGAGGGGUCUGGUACCGAAUCCGUCGGUCUCGAUGAAGAUGGUGGACUCAUGUCCACUCUAGCUACUCAGGGAGUAGCGGGAUCUGAGGCCUCGCACGAGUGUUGUGACGAUGGUGAACCUCCUCAAGCUCUGGCUGAGUGUGUCUCUACCACGGCUAGGUCCUAUGAGUGUCUAGAUGCCAAUGCAAUCCUAUAUGAAUGGUCGACUAGGGGUAUGGAAGCUCAAUGAGCGUCCUCAGGGGACCAAGGUUAGGUGGUAUCCUAACCUAGCUCUGAUACCAAUUUGAUGUAGGAUAGGGUGAGAACCUCCCUAUACCUAAUUAAUGAAACUCGAGUUUUGACAUGAGGUAGUCAGACUGAUCUAAUAAGAAUGUUUGGACCCUAGACUCUAGGUCUAACCACGUAACUUAAGCACAAGCAAACAUACCAUUAUGCAUGAUCAUCCCAAGACAACCCGAGGAAACACUCGACGAUGGUGAGUGAGAGGCCCUCUCGGUCCACAUCUAGACAAAUGCUUGAACUGUCAUCGUGAAGUAGCCUAGGGCUGUAGCUCACGAACUGUGACGAGUCUAGCACAACGUCGGAAGUCAUGAUCUGAUAACCUAUCCUAUCUUGCCUACGUGCUACUGAAGGCGGUAGAGACGAGCUGAGAAAAUCCUUUGAAAGAUAAUUAAACUUAAGUAAGAAGGGGUACGGAGCUAACCUUCAAGGCUACGUAGCCUAGUGGGUUGUGAUGGAGUGGAGAUCUGACGAAGGUAGGGACGUUCAGUGAAGAGCGAUGCUCAGCGUCGAUGGUCGGUCUUGGUCGAGAGUCACGGAAGUCGUCAUCUUAGGGUGUGGCACGGUCGGCAUGGGUGUGGGCCUGUAGAUGGGCCAAAGGGCAUGCUAGCAAGUGUGGGCCCACUGGUGGGCCAAAAGGGCACGCUAUCGGGCGUACUCAGCAAGUCACACAGCGUGCCCUAGGGCACAAGGGCAGUAGCGCUAGGUGGCCGCACAGGCCGCAAGAGCUGGUGCGCGGGGCGCACGCGGUGGCAGCACUUCGGCAAGAAGGCCAAGCGUCUGCGGCACUUCGGUAGGAAUGCCAAGUGUCAGCGGUGCUUCGACGGGAAUGCUGAGCGUCGACAUCCAGCGGGAAGGCCGAGCGUCAGUGGCGCUUCGGUAGGAAUGCCUAGCGUCAGCGGCACUUUUGGCAGGAAUGCCAAGCGUUAGUGGUUGGGGCGGAAACCUAACUGUCACUAGACGGAUCGGCCUCUCUUGCAGCGCCGGGAAGCAGAGUAGAGCGGAGACAAUCCAGCCGACAAUACUAGGGAAGGUUGAGCUCUCCUAGUCUAAGUGGCACCAGAAACGGCGCGACAGCGGUGGAGCGUCAAGAAACUCCGACAGGGUUCCUGUGCGGUGCUUGGACUAGUUCUGGCUCGUCGGCACGGCUGCAGGCUCUCUUGCGAUGUCGGUGGCAGGUCGGCGUUUUUCGACGGCAGGUUGGUGUUUUUCGGUGAACGGCCAGCGACUAGGCAGAGUGGCUGACAUGACUCAGUCAUUGUAUAUUAAAUCACGCAAAUAUAAAAUUUAUAAAACUAGAAAAUAUGAAUUUUCAGAUAUUUAGAAGUAUUUCUAAAUAAAUAUAUCAAUUAUAAUUCAAUUAAAAUUCCAAAAAUAGCGGUAAUUUUCCAGGUCGAUCACAGGGAUGUAAUAUAAUAUCUGGUAAUUAUUCAGAAUUUUUCUCAAUGAAUACGAUUUUCUUACGAAUUUUAUACUAGGAAAUAAAAAGGAAAUAUAUUUAAAAUUCACGAAAAAAAGGAAAUAAGGGUGCGGACGUUAGGAUGACGUCAGCACCCGGCGAACGCGAAUCAGGCGGAAAGACAGUUCCGCCCGGCGAUUCUUACGUAAGCGAUUACAGACGACUUAAUUAAUCAAAUUAAGAUCUGUAAAAGCUGGAAGAAUCGUAAUUGAACGAAGUAUAGUUUGGUAAAUUAAAAUCACAAAAAGUAUCACUAAAUAAAGCGGAAAUUAAAUUGAAAGCAGAAAAACAAAGUUCCAGCGUCGCGACGGCGAUGCGUCGGCGAUGCACCGGAAUCGUGAGCGUUCGGGAGGAUCGUCGUGCAGUGUCCACGGCCUCGAACGCUCUCCUUGGACAAAGACGACGUGGGCAAUCUCUAGAUCUUCUCGCGAAGUCUAGAGAUCAAUGAAGUGGGUCAUCGAAUCGUCUCCGGCGGCUGUCACCUGGCGGAGAGGAGCUGGAUGGAGGUGGGGUGCGUGUCAGGGAGCUUCAUCCUCAAGUCUGCGCAGCAAGAGGAGGCUCUUCAUCGCAUCUGGUACGCUCUCAGAAGGUGGCGACUGGUCUCUCGGCGGAUCGUCCUCUUCCCGACGACGGCUUGUUCGUCGAUCAAUCGGAGAUGAUUUACUCGAUGGAUUCACGAUCCUUUUAUCGCGAAUUGUUCAGCAAUUUUAGUAGCAAUGCUCCGCGAAUCGCGUUGACAAGAUUUUCGCCGAUGAUCCAGCGAUUCUCGUUGCUUAAUCCUUCACCGGCGAUCUGUAGGAAAGUCGCGAUAAUCAGAUAAAAAUAUAUGAAUUUUGACUCUGGGAGGAUUCGAACCCGCGCCGGUCGCCCGCCUCUUCUGAGGAAGGUGUGACGGGGGUUUAGUCCCACAUCGGUUGCGCCGAUUUUUCGGGCGAAUAUAUAGUAAUGUUAGCUUUGUUAGCAAAGUCCCUUCUCUCGUGUGUAUGACCACUCCUUGCCCCACAGCCGGCUGGCUGGCCACCGGUGACGUGGAAGGGGAGUGGCGUACGCGUGCCCUGUCGGUCUCCAAGCCAAGCCGCUCGAGUCCUUGCUCGCGGCUUACUCCCCGACUGCGCUUCCGAUCCGCUUGCAGGCCCGGUUGGCCGGCGGGUCCCCCCAUUUUUGCAAUAUUUUUAUUUUUAUUUCUUGUUCUUCAUUUAUCUCAAAAGUAAGACUGUAAAAAUCGUAUAAAAUCAUAUAAUUACCCAAAAAUUCACGUUAAUCAAUUGAAAACCAAAAAUCAUUCUUUAACACAAAUAUAAGUCUAUUUAUCAUGAGUUAAGGCUAAAACUAUAUUAUUUACUAAUUAUUAACUCAUGAUAAUGAAGACUUAUCACACCCCUGAACUUAAAUCAUUGUUAGUCCCUUAGCAAUGGAAUUACGAAAAUAAAAUUUUACAAAUCUCAAACAUCAUAUUUCAAUACAGAAAAAAAAUAUAAUUAGAAAUGAUGCACCGUUAAACACUUUGGAUUCUUAUAUCAAGUAUUUAAGAAUGAUGCCAAGCACUUAAAUGUUUAAACACUCCUUGGAAUAACAAUCUAGACUUCACUUCUUCUAUUCACAUCUUUAUCACUUCUUCACUCAUAGAUGUAUUUACAAGAUGUUCCAAUUAUCAAUACUCAUCCAAGAAUAAUAUUGAUCUUACAUUUCCCUUUUUCUAUGACUUGAUUUUUGAAGUUUGCACUAUAUUUCUUCCUUCUUUUUUUUUUUAUAUAUAUAUAGUGGAUAAGUAGCUUUUUCUGUAGAUAAAUUUCAACAAUAAGAAUGAUGUCUCACACCCUCCGUGUGUACUCUUCAUUUUCAGGGCUUUCACUUUAUCCACUUACUUUUCAACAAGUGUUUUUCUAUGCACGAUUUUCGACAAUGAGAAUGAUGUCUCACACCCUCCAUGUGUACUCUUCAUUUCUAGAUUUUUCACAUUGCUCUCUCUUUUUUUUUUUUUUUUCAAAAUAAGUGAUUUCUCCUCACAAGUCCUAUAGAUCAGGGUGCAAAAAUCUCCAUUAAACUCAAAUGAUCAAUCAAAUUUUCACAUCAAGUAAAUACUAUCCAUCAAGAUCAUGAAGUGAAAAUCUGCAAAAUCAAAUCCCUAUUAUCUAUCAUGUAUCCAAGGAGUAUUCCAACAUUUUAUGCUACUAGAUCAUUCUUUUGACUCAAUAAUAAUCUUCCUAGUAUCUUUUGGUAUCAAUCAAUCUAAUUGAUUUAAUUUUUAAUGCAUGUAUAAUGAUGUAAGGAAUUUGUAAAUUAGAUAGUUCUGACAAUUCCGUUUUCUGUUUUCAGUUCUAUUUUUAGUAGAAAUAAAUUUGUCAAAAAUAAAUCAAAACUAUCUUCUUUAUAGCUGUAAUUUCGAAUUUCAGUAAUAUAUAUCUAGGGGAUUGAAAUGUGAGAAAAGGUCUUCUAGAAUUUCAAAUUUCGGGCUGUUUUUUGUCUGCUGUUUCUAACAUUCUGUUGUUUCUGACAGAAAACCAGAAAAUAGAUGUCGCAAUUUUUCCGAAUUUUAUUUUAUUUUUAUUUUUUUAGUUACUGUUCUAAGUUGAAUAAAAUUCAAACACAUGUUCUUAAUCGUCCUAAAGCAUAAAUUAAUAAUGAAUACUUCACCCCCCAACUUAAAAAUGACAUUGACCUCAAUGACACAAAAAACUCGAAACAGAAUAUGCAGAAAAUAUAAUUUUCAAGUGAAGCAUGCAUAUCUGCAAAGUUAAGCAUUAAAAAUAUUUUCAUAAAUGAUGAAGCUCAGAAAGACAUCACCUCAACCUCGUUUUUAAUUUUCCACUUCAUCUUACACUCCUCCUGCACUUUUUCAACAGAAAAACAAAUACAGAAACAAGUACUGAGAAAUUCUAAGAAAAAUAGAGCUUAAAAAAAAAUCAAACAGAAUGAAAUAAAAACCAUGGGUUGCCUCUCAUGCAGCGCUGAAUUUAAUGUCUCCAGCUGCACAGCUCUUAUAUCAUAUAAGAUGAUCUAUGGCCAUCAAAAUAUAUUUGUAUCCCAAGGUAAGUUUUAUGAUAUUCUUUUUCAGAUUUAGCAUAAAUUCAUAUACUUCAUAUAUAUACCUUGACAUACUUUCAGCCAAAACAAAAUGGAAAUUAACAAUUUUUUCCCAAAAAUAAUAUCUCCAUUUUGAAAAGAAUCUUUCCUUAUUUCUAUCUUGUUUUGUUAGGCUUUCAUUCAUUAAUAAAUACUUUCUAUUAAUAAACCAUAAAAUGUGAUCAGGCCAUAUAAUUUUCAGAUUAGCUCUUGCCCAAUCUAAAAUUUUUUCAUCUAAAUUGGUAUCUCUAAUUCUUCCACUCACCCAUUUCUUAAUGUCUUCUUUUAUCUGCAUAAUCUUCCCCUGCUCCAUUUUAUCUUCCAUACAUAUUUGUUCAAUUUGUGAGGAGUGAAAUAUUUCAAGCUUAGAAAUAAUUCUAAUGGGCUGUGGGUUUUGAAGGAUGGAAGGAUUGUCUUCUUUAAUCUCAGAUCUAAUGAAUUCAGUAAAAUUCAAAUUUUCUCCUCCAAAAUUAUCUCUAUAUUCACAUAGAAUAUAGAGAAGAUUAUCUCUAUGUCCCACUCGCCAUCAAGUCCACUCCCCCCAUUUUACCACCUGAUUGGCAUGAGCGAGUCAAGGAGAUUCUUCGAGAGGUAAUUGACUUUAUAGGGGAUAGAGUUUCACAAAGAGUCCUAGUACAUUGGUAGGCUCGCCCAUAGAAGGACGAUGCUUGGAUUUUGGAGGCAGACCUAGAGUGACUAGAACCAGACCUACUAGAGCCCUGACGUGACUCAGUCGUUGUAUAUUAAAUCACGCAAAUUUAAAAUUUAUAAAACUAGAAAAUACGAAUUUUCGGAUAUUUAGAAGUAUUUAAAAAUAAAUAUAUCAAUUAUAAUUCAAUACAAAUCCCAAAAAUAGUGGUAAUUUUCCAGGUCAAUCACAGGGAUGUAAUAUAAUAUCUGGUAAUUAUUCAGAAUUUUUCUCAAUGAGUACGAUUUUCUUACGAAUUUUAUACUAGGAAAUAAAAAAGAAAUAUAUUUAAAAUUCACCAAAAAAAAAAGAGGAAAUAAGGGUGCGGACGUCAGGAUGACGUCAGCGCCCAGCGAACGCGAAUCAGGCGGAAACAGAGUUCUGCCCGACGAUUCUUACGUAGGCGAUUACAGACGACUCAAUUUAUCAAAUUAAGAUCUGUAAAAGCCGGAAGAAUCGUAGUUGAACGAAGUAUAGUUUGGUAAAUAAAAAUCAACAAAGUAUCACUAAAUGAAGCGUAAAUUAAAUUGAAAGCAGGAAAACAAAGUUCCGGCGUCGCGACGGCAAUGCGUCGGCGAUGCACCGGAAUCCUGAGCGUUCGGGAGGAUCGUCGUGCAGUGUCCACGGCCUCGAAGGCUCUCCUUGGACAAAGACGACGUGGGCAAUCUCUAGAUAAAGCAGGAAAAUAGAGUUCCGGCGUCGCGACGGCGACGCGUCGGCGAUGCACCGGAAUCCUGAGCGUUCGGGAGGGUCGUCGUGCAGUGUCCACGGCCUCGAAGGCUCUCCUUGGACAAAGACGACGUGGGCAGUCUCUAGAUCUUCUCGCGAAGUCUAGAGACCAAUGAAGUGGGUCGUCGAAUCGUCUCCGGCGGCUGUCACCCGGCGGAGCGGAAAAACGGCGACUUUGCGGCUCUCCGGCGGCUGUCACCCGGCGGAGAGGGGCUGGAUGGAGGUGAGGCGCGUGUUAGGGAGCUUCAUCCUCAGGUCCGCGCAGCAAGAGGAGGCUCUUCAUCGCAUCUGGUACGCUCUCAGGAGGUGGCGACUGGUCUCCCGGCGGAUCGUCCUCUUCCCGACGACGGCUUGUUCGUCGAUCAAUCGGAGAUGAUUUACUCGAUGGAUUGCGAUCCUUUUAUCGCGAAUCGUUCAGAAGUUUUAGUAGCAAUGCUCCGCGAAUCGCGUUGACGAGAUUUUCGCCGAUGAUCCAGCGAUUCCGGUUGCUUAAUCCUUCACCGGCGAUCUGCAGGAAAGUCGCGAUAAUCAGUUAAAAAUAUAUGAAUUUUGACUCUGGGAGGAUUCGAACCCGCGGCGGUCGCCCCCUGAACAAGGUGGAUUUAGUCCCACAUCGGUUGUGCGCGGAUUAUUCGGGCAAAUAUAUAGUAAAGUUAGCUUUCUAGGCAAAGUCCUCUCGCGUGUGUGACCACUCCUUGCCCCACAGCCGGCUGACCACCGGUGACGUGGAAGGGGAGUGGCGCACACGUGCCCCUAUCGAUCCAAGCAAGCCGCUCAAGCCCCUGCUCACGGCUACUCCCCGACUGCGCUUCCGACCCGCUUGCGGGCCCGGCUGGCCGGCGGAUCCCCCCAUUUUGUAAUAUUUUUAUUUUUAUUUCUUGUUCUUCAUUUAUCUCAAAACUAAGACUGUAAAAAUCGUAUAAAAUCACAUAAUUACCCAAAAAUUCACGUUAAUCAACUGAAAACCACUUUUCAUGCUUUAACACAAAUAUAAGUCUAUUUAUCAUGAGUUAAGGCUAAAACUAUAUUAUUUACUAAUUAUUAACUCAUGAUAAUGAAGACUUAUCAAGCCCCUACCUUCCCCACUUGCUAACUCGUCGGAGUCAAGUUCUUUCGACCCCGAGAGGAUUAAUGGUGAGCAGGACUUGUCUCCAUCAACUCAAGAGACAUUGAUAGUCUGAGUUCAGCCCAAUCAAAGUGGGAAGACGAAGGAGGCUGGCUUUCGCUACACGGCCUAGCCCUUCGGGACAACGACAUUCCACUUGCACAAUGACGAUGAGCUCGAGCUCACCCUUAUCUUUCUUUGUGUUUUCACGUGA
Molecule: messenger RNA, 18813 nt
Organism: Spirodela intermedia
Lineage: Eukaryota; Viridiplantae; Streptophyta; Magnoliopsida; Alismatales; Araceae
Source: the annotation of a GenBank genome assembly